This is a messenger RNA of Effrenium voratum, 1160 nucleotides long. The record is from the annotation of a GenBank genome assembly. NCBI's taxonomy places the organism in Eukaryota, Dinophyceae, Suessiales, Symbiodiniaceae.
AUGGUGUCCAGUGAAGCCUGGCGUUUCCAAAAGCAUGCAUGGAUCGCCACGCUCUUCGCCAUCAUCUCGGGCUAUGCGGAUGUGGUGAGCCUGGCGAGAUACCAAGCCUUUGCUAGCAUCCUCACUGGCAACGUGAUUUGGCUGGCGAGGGUCACGGUGCAUCCCGCAUCGAACGACAAGCACAGCGGGUGGUUUUACGCGGCUCUGUGCGGGUCCUUCGCUCUGGGCGCCUUUCUGCAUCGCAUCUGCGAGUUGUAUUGGCCCAACCGCGGGGGCUCCCUGGCAGUGCUGCCCUUCGCCAUGCUCAUGCUGAUGAUGGAGACGGUGUAUCUGAUUGUAGACAGCGACCGCGUCUUCGACGAGCCAUAUCUGCGUUGGAGCGUGGUCCUGGUGUCUCCCAUGUUUGGCGUGAUCUCUGCGGCAUGUAGCACUGGGCGCAUGGGCACCCACACCACCAUGGUCACGGGCCACGUCUUGACGAUCUCCGGCCUUCUAGGCAAUCUAGUCUUUCUCAGACAGCUGCGCGAGCCGGAGAUCCAAAAGCUGAUCAUGAGCACCAUGGUGAUUGCUGGAACCAUAGGUGGUGCUUGCUUGGGCGGUUGGAUGGUGAUGACAGUGAGCUUGCACGUGCUUUUAUUCCCGGUGCCAAUCAUCACCUACGUCCUGCUGUGGUUGCAUGACCACCUCUGUCGCCCGAGAUCUUUGAUCAAGAAGGUACAGAAGCGCAUGCGCGAGAACGCGCGCGACUUGGAGUCGAUGUCCGUGGAGUCGGUCUCAGAUUCGCUGGAAGACGAUGAGAUCUCUUCCGUGGAAGAGGACUCAGAGGUACAGUGCUGACUUCCAGCGACUGAGGCUCAGCGGAUCCGGCGCGAAUCUUUUUGGGAUCAUGGAUCUCUUCCCAGCGGUCCCGGUAUUUUCCAAAGACUUGGGGAGCCAAAAGGCCCCUGUGCCAUGCAUGCAGCUUCUUUUGGACGUCCAGCCGGGCAUUUUGAGGACCUCCGGGAGGUUUUGCCCCAUGUAAAGAGGUUUUGGUCCAGAGCUGGCGCUGGUGGUGAGAGCAUUGAACAGCUCUCUUCGUGACACACAGCCUUGCACAAUGCUAGGAGUGGUGGCAGUUGUUUAGCUUUCACCAAUCAUUGGGAGUGCGCAGGAGCAACAGU